Rodentolepis nana is the source of this 1506-nucleotide messenger RNA. Lineage: Eukaryota; Metazoa; Platyhelminthes; Cestoda; Cyclophyllidea; Hymenolepididae. The record is from the annotation of a GenBank genome assembly.
AUGAAUUAUAAAGCGUCUAAAGAUAUUCCAUGGGGCCCAUCGAUGCUAAUGGGCGUCCAGUUUGUAUUUAAGGAUAAAAGAGUCGUUGUUCCUGAUCUACCACCGAAAUUCACAUCUGUUCAGAAUUCGACAAAUAAAUAUGAGCUCAAUUUUGAUUACGAGCGGAAAAUUUUGAAAGAUUACGAGGCGACAGAAGAACGAGAACGGCGUCGAUUAAAGAAAAAUACGCAGGCAGAAGGAACUGCAAAGGCAGACCUGGCUGAAAUGAAAGAAUCUUCUAUUCCUGUUGUGCCACACUUAACCCCCAUCGAACCAGAGAAAUCCGUUACGUCUUCUACGGAAUCAACCCGAAAAGCCCCAGUCAAAGUUGAUAGCUCCAUCUUGGAGGAUUUUGAAUUUCGAGCACUGCGCGACGAUCCUUUUAUUGCCGCAGAACUGGGAACUAUAAAUGAUCUAGAAGAACUGCGCGAUGUUCUUGCUUCUAUGCAAACUACUGAACCUGUAGAGUCCAAGAAAACGAAUAUGUACAAAAUCCUUAAAAAUAUCAGUUUUCCUCACCUGUCUUUAGACGAAAGUAUUCCUAAUCAAAAUGUUAACAAAUCAUCUGCGCCAUCUUCACAACCGAAUCUAUUUGGCACCAGCCACCAACCGAUUUUGACAUGUGAUACAUCAGAGCGUGCUUCAUAUAGUAAUAACAUUGCCAAUGAAAACGACAUGAUCUCCCGGCCUUCACAUUCUAGAAAUGCUAAUGCUAGUCCUAUCAAGUUUGAGCUAGAAAGUGACACGACAAAAUCGGAGAAUGAACGUCAAACGCGUUCUAUUGACAGUGAUUGCGGCAGCUUGAGCUCGGUGUCACUUCAGAAAGAGCCUUUCUAUCGUUCUACCCCGUCCUUCCAGAGUGUAACCCACAUACCGAUCCCCAUGGGAAAUGAAAUCCAGAAUCAGAAUCGUAGCAGGCACGUGUCAGAAUCUUUCUUGAUCGAAUCUCCCAUUGAAGAGGAGUGCCAACCUGACGAUCCACCAGUCGUUCAACGAGUCGUGAAGAUGGGCUUUAAGAGAAGGAAGGCUCUUGCUCUCUAUAAAGUCGUUACAAAGCACGAAGUUAGCGUAUCGGAAAAUAGCAUGAUAAGCCAAUUGUGCAAUUGGAAUGAGCUCGAGGACAAGGGUCUUGAACCAACUGUGUGUUUCGCAUCUGUCGUAUUUGCGCCCAAUGACCUAGAAAAGGCAUUUAAAUUUGGAACAAUGGUUUCAGAGCUGUGUGAGAUGGGCUUUCCUAUAGAUUCCGUCUUAACUGCGGUACGCACCUCAAAUAUGAGCAAAGAGGAGGCUGUGAUGCAUCUUCUUGAUCCGAAUGCCAACUCAAGCAAUGCCACACCACCCCGGCAGCAUUCUUCUCAUCACCACUACCCGCAUCUUUUAGAGUCCUUAUCGACCCAGGGCAUUAGUCGAAAGAGCAAAAAGAAGGAGAAGAAAUCAUAUUUGUCGUAUCUACAUGCAAAGCAUUGA